AGGGAUUUCCGGUUGAGGAGAAAAGCUACUGCAGGAGGAUCUAGUACUUGCUGGGGCCGUGGGUGCCUAGCAUCAGUUUGCCUCGCGAGCGCCAAACCCUAGCGCGGGCUAGCAAGGAGGGCGCCGACAUCUGGGCGCUUCUCUGACACACACACCCCCCGCUCUGAGACACCCAGCUGCCGCCCAAGUGGGGGUUGUUUCUGCCACCAAGAUGGGGCCCUUGCAGCACCUCUCCACAAAUCAGCGUUGCCGGCCCAGCCCAGUUCCAAAGCCGGUGCCAAAUUAAAUGUCAGCUGCUUCGAGGGUGGCUGGCUGCCGCCCCCAAGGGAGCCGCGCAGCUGAGUCUCGGGCCAGACUCCGAAUACAUGCAUUCACGCCGCGUGCCUCAGCCACGGCGGUGCCUCCGAGAGCCGGCGUGCACGCGUGCCUGCCCACGCGCCUGUCUCAGCUCUCAGUUCAGGACCUCAAGGGGCUCGGCUACGAGAAGGGGAAGCCCGUGGGUCUGGUGGGCGUCACAGAGCUGUCAGAUGCCCAGAAGAAGCAGCUGAAGGAGCAGCAGGAGAUGCAGCAGAUGUACGACAUGAUCAUGCAGCACAAGCGGGCCAUGCAGGACAUGCAGCUGCUGUGGGAGAAGGCGGUGCAGCAGCACCAGCACGGCUACGACAGCGACGAGGAGGUGGACAGCGAGCUGGGCACCUGGGAGCACCAGUUGCGGCGCAUGGAGAUGGACAAGACGCGGGAAUGGGCCGAGCAGCUGACCAAGAUGGGCCGGGGCAAGCACUUCAUCGGAGACUUCCUGCCUCCGGACGAGCUGGAGAAGUUCAUGGAGACCUUCAAGGCCCUGAAGGAAGGCCGAGAGCCUGACUACUCCGAGUACAAGGAGUUCAAGCUGACCGUGGAGAAUAUCGGCUACCAGAUGCUGAUGAAGAUGGGCUGGAAGGAGGGCGAGGGGCUGGGCUCGGAGGGCCAGGGCAUCAAGAACCCGGUCAACAAGUGAGUGCGGCCAAGCUCGGUGGG
Messenger RNA from Microcebus murinus (gray mouse lemur), 1017 nucleotides. Lineage: Eukaryota; Metazoa; Chordata; Mammalia; Primates; Cheirogaleidae. The record is from RefSeq and is a predicted model, not a curated record.